Messenger RNA from Pectinophora gossypiella (pink bollworm), 2620 nucleotides. RefSeq names its product probable serine hydrolase. The transcript has 3 exons. The coding region runs from base 405 to 1424 and encodes 339 amino acids. The record is from RefSeq and is a predicted model, not a curated record. NCBI's taxonomy places the organism in Eukaryota, Metazoa, Arthropoda, Insecta, Lepidoptera, Gelechiidae.
GAUACGUCAUGAGGUAGUACGAUGAACGCACGCGCGAAAUGUAGUCUAUUAUUGUGAAAUAUUUUUAGAUAUUAUACAAUACUCAAACGAAGUUUUAGGUUUUGUAUUAAUUAGACGUGCUGCAUAAUGUUAUUAUUAUUUCAAGAUCGAUCGGUAGUGAACGUGCGUUCGAAAACCUGAUGUUUGUGCGUAAAAUUAGGUUAUUUAUAACUUUGUUGUUGUGUUAGGUUAUUUCACAUCGCGUAAUCUUCUGUUAAAUGAAGGGUGAACCAGGAAGCUAGCACUAAGCCUACUCUUCUUAUCUGUAGAUAAAGCAGACGUCUAAUAUAAUUAUUCGCAUAUCCUAAACUGCUAGUAUAAAAGUGGACUUUGAUCAAAAUAUCUAUUCGCCUGAUUUUUAGACCAUGGCGAGACGUUUAUUUUCUCAGUGGAUUUUAAAUAAUAACCAAACAGUAUUAAAACCUAAAAUAAGUAGUUUGGCGAACUUCUCAAGUAAAAAGCUGCAUACAGUUCAAGGGAUACCGGUCAAAGAAGUUCAAAUUCCAGUACAAUGGGGUCAUGUGGCGGGCAAACUGUGGGGCACUGGCAGCGACCGGCCUAUUCUAGCCGUACACGGGUGGCAAGACAACGCAGGCACCUGGGAUCCGCUCAUUCCACUUCUGUAUAAAGAAAUGAACAACAAUCGGCCCAUAUUGGCCAUAGACUUCCCCGGUCACGGACUUUCGUCGUGGCUUCCGCCAGGAAUGAAUUACUACUCGUGGGAACUGCCCCGAUUUAUACACUACCUGAAAGAAUACUUUAAAUGGGAUAAAGUAUCAAUACUGGGCCACUCCAUGGGAUCCAUUGCUGGUUUUCGGUACGCCACCGUGUUUCCUGAUGACGUCGACUUCUACAUUGCAGUUGAUAUUCUCAUUUACGAUGAUUACGAUAUACAUUUUGUCGUAGACAAAUAUUCAGCGGUGUUUAAGAAGGCUUUAAUGACACAAAAACGACUAGAUAUAGAGCCACCAAGUUAUACACGCGAAGAAAUGAUUAAGAAAUGGCAUAUGGGUACUCUUAAAUCCGUUGCAUUGGAAAGUGUGCCAUAUUUGUUAGAACGUGGCACGAGACCAUCAAAACAAGACCCCAACAAAUUUUAUUUCUCGAGAGAUUCGAGAUUAAAGUUUACUUUAUUUAAUCCCGAAGACAAAAAGUUUGUUGAAGCCCUGAUAUUGAGAUUGAAAUGCCCUACUUUGUACAUCAAAGCGGUGGACUCGCCCUUCGCCGUAGACGAAUUUGCCGUAUCUAUGGCUGAUAUGAUUGCUAAAAAUAACGAAAAGUAUGAAAUACAAUAUUUGCCAGGUACCCACCAUAUACACCUAAAUACCCCAGAACUAGUUCUACCGGUUAUUAUGCAAUUCUUGCGAAAAUAUAACUUUGUAUAAUACUCGUAGUUACAAAGCAAACACUGUACAUAUUUAUUUUUUUGUGUUCAAAGGAGAAAGAAUUAAAUACAUACAUAAACUCACGCCCGUAAUCCCAAAUGGGGUGGGCAGAGCCACAAGUAAUCAAAGACAACUUGCAGCCACUGUUGAUACGAAGUCCUAAGAUGGAUAUGAUGAACCUUAUGGUGAUAAGGGAUCUGCCUAUCGCCCAUAACAUCAGUCCAUCAUGUUAGAGAAUUAAAUACUUCUACAGUAUAACUGUAGAAGCUUUAAUAGGCUGCCUACUUAAGAAGUAGGUGUCGUAAUUAAACUUAAGUUAUUUAUUACAUAAUUUACCAAAGUUUUAAUGAGGGACAUCCCAGGCUACAUUUCCCAAAACAAUAUAGAUGGCGUUGUGAAGAUUUAACACAUAAUUAUUCAAAUACAUAUUAUAUAGCAGAGGGAUUUAUAAAAAUAUUUGUUGCUUGAUAUUUAGAUCAGAAAUGGCAUAGAAUUAUGUUGUCAGAAUAAUAAUGGAUGGGGCAUUUUUGUGCCGGGAUGUAUUAACAAGGGUCAUCAUUUAUACCCAAAAACAAAAUAGAUGCAUAUGUCUGUUUUGUAUGAAAUUAGAUGGUUAAACGAAGGCAACUCUGAACAUACAUAACAUACAUACAUAAAUAGCCUAUAUACGUCCCACUGCUGGGCACAGGCCUCUCAAUCAACUGGAGAGGGUAUGUAACUCUAAACAGUGCCAUCUAUAUAUUUUUUGGGGAAUGCAGCCUGGAAAUUCCCUCAUGGUUUGUCACAAUAAAUGAUAAAUAAACCUUGCUUAGAAAUAUCAAACCUAUGAGAAAAUAAAAUACACUUAAUUUGUUAUUGCUUUUACAUAAUAUUACAUACUGGAAGCAGGGGUAGAAAUCACAAAGAUGAUGUUAUACAAAUUGUAAAACCAAGUUAACAGAGAAUGUUGUGAUUUUAUGAAAUAUUUGUUUAAAAUAAUUUCAUAUGAUAUGUAUUUUAAAUAGUGGUGAAAGUUCUGUAGUUAAGCUGAAGUUGUGCACCAACCAUUCUUUACUAUUCAUAGUAUUUAUCUGCCAUAAACAACAACUUAUUGGGAUUUGGAUUAAAAUGGAUAUUUAUUACACUUAAAUAGUCAUGUUUACUGCAAAAUAAAGCAAAUUGUUGAUGUAUGUCGACAAAUAAAAGAUAGAAAUAUA